Rhodotorula graminis WP1 is the source of this 1069-nucleotide messenger RNA. RefSeq lists its product as uncharacterized. The coding region runs from base 1 to 1017 and encodes 338 amino acids. The transcript is spliced from 4 exons. The record is from RefSeq and is a predicted model, not a curated record. NCBI's taxonomy places the organism in Eukaryota, Fungi, Basidiomycota, Microbotryomycetes, Sporidiobolales, Sporidiobolaceae.
AUGGCGCGCUCGCCGAGCCCAGACGGCCACUCGCAGCGCUCCCACCACUCGUCCUCGCGCAACGAGCACCGCCGGCCGGACCCGCGCGACGGCCCCUCGUCCUCCUCGCGCCCCCAUCCUGAUGAGCGCGACCGCGACCACCACCGCUCGUCCAGGCGCGACCGCGACGACCGCGACCGGGCCAAGGACCGCGACCGCAGCACCAGCAGGUCUCGCACCGCCCGCGACCGCUCUCGUUCGCCCUCUCGCCGCAAGGACCGCGACGACGACGACCGCUCGUCGCGCCACCACCACCACUCCUCGCGGCGCCGCACGCGCUCGCCCAGCCCCUCGGGCUCCGACACCGACCGCUCCAGGUCCCGCUCGAGGUCGCGCGACCGCCAUGGCGAGAGGCGGCACCGCAGCAGUCGCAGGAGGAGGUCUCGCUCGCGGUCGCCGAGGGACAGGGACGACAAGGAGCGCAGGCGCAGGCGCGAGGAGAAGAAGGAGCGCAGGGCAAAGCGCGAGGAGAAGAAGCGCGCCAAGAAGGGCCUCCAGACGGUCAACUGGGGCGCGCACGGCAUCCUGACCGAGGCCGACCGGUACAACAAGGCCGACGAGUUCCACGCCUGGCUCAUCGGCGAGAAGACGAUCAACCCCGAGACGCUCUCCAAGGCCAAGGAGAAGGAGAUCUUUUUGCAGUUCAUGGAGGACUACAACACGUGCACGCUCCCGCACGACAAGUACUACGACAUCGGCAAGUGGGAGAAGCAGAUGGCGGCGGUGCGCAUGGGCGAGACGGUCGAGAAGAGCGACGCGUACGACUGGCGCAAGGACGAGGAAUCCGCACGCGCCUCGUACCGGCGCGCGGCGACGACCAAGGCCAACAGCGCCGCCGACCAGCUCAUGGACCAGGGCCGCCUCGAGGAGCUGCGCCGCCUCCAGACCGAGCGCAUCGUCAAGGAGAAGAGCCAGCGCCUCGGCAUCGAGGUGAGCGACAAACUCGGCGUCCGACUCGAGAGCAAGAUGCGCUACUGAGUGCGAGCGAGCGACUGGCGGCGAGGCGUGCAAUCGAAUUCGUCUGCCAGCC